This is a messenger RNA of Pterocles gutturalis (yellow-throated sandgrouse), 1434 nucleotides long. RefSeq names its product transcriptional adaptor 2A (gene TADA2A). The transcript is spliced from 16 exons. Gene Ontology annotation, biological process: regulation of transcription by RNA polymerase II; chromatin remodeling. Gene Ontology annotation, cellular component: SAGA-type complex; nucleus. Gene Ontology annotation, molecular function: transcription coactivator activity; zinc ion binding; protein binding. NCBI's taxonomy places the organism in Eukaryota, Metazoa, Chordata, Aves, Pterocliformes, Pteroclidae. The coding region runs from base 91 to 1434 and encodes 447 amino acids. The record is from RefSeq and is a predicted model, not a curated record.
GACCCAGCGCUUGGGGCAAGGCUUGCACCGCGGGAUUUUAGGCGAGACAAGCUCUGCUCAGAGGAGCAAGAACUCCACGGAGGGAGAGCAAUGGAGCGCCUGGCCUCCUUCAGCAACGACCCUUUCGAUAAGCCCCCGUGCCGAGGCUGCUCCUCGUACCUGACGGAGCCCUACGUGAAGUGUGCCGAGUGCGGGCCCCCUCCCUUCCUCCUCUGCUUGCAGUGUUUCACACGAGGAUUUGAAUACAAGAAACAUCAAAGUGAUCAUACUUAUGAGAUAAUGACGUCUGAUUUCCCUGUCUUGGAUCCUAACUGGACAGCUCAAGAGGAAAUGGCACUCCUGGAAGCUGUGAUGGACUGUGGCUUCGGAAACUGGCAGGACGUAGCCAACCAGAUGUGCACGAAAUCCAAGGAGGAGUGUGAGAAACACUACAUGAAACACUUUAUCAACAAUCCCUUGUUUGCCUCUACGUUGCUGAACCUGAAGCAGGCGGAGGAGGCGCAGCAGAGCGAAACGGCCAUCCCGUUCCACCCUGCGGAUGAUCCCCCCCGGCCCACCUUUGACUCCCUGCUGUCCCGGGACAUGGCUGGGUACAUGCCAGCCAGGGCUGACUUCGUGGAGGAGUUUGACAACUAUGCUGAAUGGGAUUUGAGAGAUAUUGAUUUUGUGGAAGAUGAUUCAGACAUUUUGCAUGCUCUGAAGAUUGCAGUUGUAGAUAUCUACCAUUCCAGGUUAAAGGAAAGACAGAGAAGAAAAAAAAUCAUACGAGAUCAUGGUCUGAUCAACCUCAGAAAGUUCCAGAUUUUGGAAAGGCGGUAUCCAAAGGAGGUUCAAGACCUUUAUGAAACAAUGCGACGGUUUGCACGAAUUCUCGGACCGGUAGAGCACGAUAAGUUCAUUGAAAGCCACGCACUGGAAUUUGAGCUGCGAAGGGAAAUAAAGCGACUCCAGGAGUACAGAGCAGCGGGAAUCACCAAUUUCUGCAGUGCCAGAACCUACGAUCACCUCAAGAAGACGCGAGAGGAGGAGCGCCUGAAGCGCACGAUGCUCUCGGAGGUGCUCCAGUACAUCCAGGACAGCAGAAUUUCACUGCCGUUAAUAAAGGCACAGAGGGAAUUGGGACUCUAUGGUGAUUCCGGCCUGAGUCCCACGGUACCAGUUCCUUCAAAUUCAGGUAGACGCAGUGCCCCCCCGCUGAACCUCACGGGUCUCCCGGGGACAGAGAAACUGAACGAGAAGGAGAAGGAGCUCUGUCAGAUGGUGCGGCUGGUCCCUGGAGCCUAUUUGGAAUAUAAAGCUGCUCUGGUGAACGAGUGCAACAAACAAGGAGGCCUGAGACUGGCUCAGGCUAGAGCACUCAUCAAGAUCGACGUGAACAAAACCCGGAAAAUCUAUGACUUCCUUAUCAGAGAAGGGUACAUCACCAAAGCCUGA